Messenger RNA from Camellia sinensis, 1317 nucleotides. The record is from RefSeq and is a predicted model, not a curated record. Lineage: Eukaryota; Viridiplantae; Streptophyta; Magnoliopsida; Ericales; Theaceae.
AUGGAGCUGGUAGAUUUGUCAUUACAACGGGGAGGUUUUACUUGGUCGGGUGGCCGAGCGAGUUCUGGGCUUGAUAGAUUUUUGGUUUCUGGAGAUUGGGAGGAGCAUUUUUCUCAAUUGCUUCAGUGCAGGAUGCAAUGUCCGACUUUUGAUCAUUGGCCGGUCUUGUUGGACAGCGGAGGAGUUCGGAGUGGUCCUUUGCCUUUUCAGUUUGAGAACAUGUGGUUGCAAGCAGAUGGCUUUGUUGAGAGGAGGGUGGGUGGGUGGUGGAGGAGUUACAAUGUGCCAGGUUCACCUAGCUACAUAGUCCAGAAAUUAAAACUUCUUAAGUCUGAUACGAAGAGAUGGAAUAUUGAGGUUUUUGGCCGUCUGGGGGUUCAGAAGACCAAUAUCUUGUUAGUUUUACAGGGUUUGGAUGACAAGGAAAUAAAGGGGGCCUUUUCGGAGGAGGAUGUGGUAAGUAAGGAUGUGGCUCACAGAGAUUUUGCGAGGAUUGCACGGAUGGAGGAGAUUAGUUUCCAGCAAAAAUCCAGAUGCUUGUUGAAAGAUGGGGAUCGUAAUACAAAGUUCUUUCAUCGAACGGCAAAUGCCCAUCGGCGGGUGAACCAGAUAGGAAAUAUGCGGGUAAAUGGGGUGAUGCUUUCGUCAGAAGAGGAGGUUACGGAUGGUAUACUGUCAUGCUAUCAGUAUCUGUUCCGUGAUGAGGGACUGAUGUGGCAUCCGGGGUUGGAUGGUGUGGUUUUUGAUUCUAUUUCUAAGGAGGAUGAACAAUUAUUAGAAAGGCCUUUUACUGAGGAGGAGGGGGUGGUGAAAGGGGAGGUGUUGGAUGUGUUUACGCAGUUUCAUCAAAUUGGGCAAUUUAAGAGAAGUCUAAAUGCUUUGGGGGUGCUAGAGGGGGUGGUGUCAGAGUCUCAGAACGCUUUUGUGGGUGGGCGUCAGAUUUUGGAUGCUGUUUUGGUAGCUAAUAAGUACGUGGACUCGCAGCUUCGACAAGGGAAAGGGGGGCUUAUAUGUUUUAAGGUGGGAGAGGGGUCCGCAUCUUUGGUGGUUUCUCAUCUUUUCUAUGCUGAUGAUGUGUUGAUUUUUUGUGAUGCGAAGGCUACUAAGAUUGGCAACUUGCGAUGUGUUUUGUUGUGUUUUGAGGCUGAGGUUGUGUUAGGGCUGCAGGUUAAUCUGGCAAAAUCAGAAUUGAUUCCAGUAGGGGAGGUUGAUCGUUUAUCAGUGAUGGCUGUUGUCUUAGGUUGUAAGGUGGCACGGUUGCCAGUUUCUUAUUUGGGUCUUCCCUUGGAGGCUUCUUUUAAGGAGACUCGAGUGUGA